Molecule: messenger RNA, 363 nt
Organism: Parascedosporium putredinis
Lineage: Eukaryota; Fungi; Ascomycota; Sordariomycetes; Microascales; Microascaceae
Source: the annotation of a GenBank genome assembly
AUGACCUGUCAAACCACACACCCCGCCUGCUCCCUCGCCGCCGGCUCCAUCUUCACCGUCGAAGAAGACGCCGACGCCGACGCCGACGCCGACACCAACGACGACGACGACGACGACGCCUCCGAGGCCGCUAGCCGCAAACCCUCCCUCUCCCACCAGAGCCUGAGCCGCCACCGCCCCUGCUCCUGCGCGCUCUCCGACGCCCCCUCGGCCCCUUCCCUGACCACAUACCCCUCGUACUCGUCGACCGCGAGCUCCGCCGCCGCUAGUCAGAGAGCUCGGCGCAUCAUGUCGCAACCCAAGCCCGAGAAACGCGGCCUUGGGAGGGCCAUUGCCGACUACAUCAAGCCCCCGAGGGAUUAA